AUAAUAAUAAGAGGGCCGCCUUCAUGGAGUUGGUCAAGAAUUGGGUCGGCGAAAACCCCGAUUUCAAGGCCGUGAGCGACCGGAACAAGGCCAACCGUGGGAAUCAGGGAACACACACUGCGGGGAGCAGCAGCACCGAUCGCUAUCGGGAGCGUCUGGGGAAGAAGCUCGGGAGGGAACUUGGUGAGAUGGAAGCGUGGACGCACAUGAAGCUGGUGACGCCCCGUCCGAACGAGCCUCGGCCCGCGCCUGAGAUGUACUACGGCAAGGCCAAAGAGAACAAGGAAAGAUACUGCGAGGAGUACGCCAAGCUCCAUCCAGAGGUGGAGGACCCUAUGACCGAGCCGGUCGACGAGGUGGCGAUGAUGCUGGCGGGGUCCGGCCAGCCGCAUGGACGUCCUGCCUGCCUUGCUGGGGGUUUCAAGCCUCAGAGGAACUUCACGCAGAUCAAGGCUACCCUCCCCUCCGGCAGCUACGCUACCUCCUCGCGGACUACAUGCCGUUCUCGGGUAGAGGUUGAUGUAAGUCAUCCACACUUUCAUCCUCUGUUUUGACUCUUGUUCCUGAAUGGCUAUGUUGAUGAGACGCAUUAUUUCUGAAAUUGUAGACUCAGCUCGAGGAGGCCUAUGCAGUAGCUUACGCGGAGUAUCUCGAGAAGAUUAAGGAGCAUGACCUUGUGAAAGAUGCCUAUGUCCAGUGGACGAGCAACCAGAUGGCGAGUUUCACUCGGUUCAUGAUGACUGGAGUGCGAGAGGAACCACUCCCAGAGCCACCUCAUCCGGGGCCGACGCCAGUGUUCCCGUCCAAGGAGGAGUUCUAUAUCAUGUACAAGCGUCAGCGUCAGUUGACCCCGGGAUUGGGAGAAUCCGGGAACGACACUCCUUGUGGUACGCCGAUGCACCCCGGUCGCCAUUCUCCUGGUGCUUCUGCCGAACCUCGGCAUUUUUCUGGUUCCGGUGGCUCUCGUCGUGGUUCUACCUCCCCGAGCACCGUCGAGAUACAGCGGCCUCACUUCACCCACUCGGAGCUAGAUCGUCUGUAGCUAGAUCGUCACUCGGGUGGUGCACCACCAUAGUUUCUACAUUGUACUAGCUACAUGACACAUGCUAUAUGUGUAGAAUGAUCUAUGUAGGAUGACUAUAUGUACCGUAUUGCUUGUGUGCUAUAUUUGUACUAAAUUUGGGAUUUGGUGCCAUAUUUGUGCUAU
Lolium perenne is the source of this 1207-nucleotide messenger RNA. The record is from RefSeq and is a predicted model, not a curated record. Lineage: Eukaryota; Viridiplantae; Streptophyta; Magnoliopsida; Poales; Poaceae.